GUGGGUUUUCUUAGCAUCCCAAGGCUUGAUCUGAGAUGAAAACGUAGGUGGAGCAAUCCCAGUACACACCGGUGUAAGCAUUUUUGCCCAUGAACGGGUAGAUGUCGGCAGUUUUUACUGGCGCCCUGCACGGCUGAAGUCGCCAAAACUUUCGCCGGUCAAGAGCCUGUUUGAGUCUUUUUGCUGAUGUCGAUUGAACGCAAGAGUUUGUCAUUGCGAAGGUUAUACAAAUGCGGAGUCGUAACGCAUGUUUUACCUCACUUUUGAAGUUUCUUUGGGUCCUUUCCGUCCAGUUGCAUGCAAGCACUUGCAACUUCGGGCUGGACCGUUUUCCUCAUUAGGGCGGAGAUCAAGGCGUUCAUUUUCGCUGACGAAAAGACGCUAUUUCGGAAGAUUUGCCCACUAUGUCUUUUAAACCAUGAGCUCCCCUGGCCAUCAGGGCACGGAUGAGCCGCAUCUGCCGUCUCGCCUGCCUCCCGAAAGUGACCGCGAUUCUCGAUUUUCUCAAUCGUCCCCCGAGCCUUCCUCGUGGGCCUCGUCUACGGCCUCGUUCCGCAGUUGUACUGCCCCAGAGUCGAGCAACGGGAAAAAUGACUCUGGAAGACAAAACGGAUCCGUGUGGGAGUCGUUCUAUUCCUCCCCAACGCAAAAGAGUCUUUCACAUAGUUCCUCAAGCCGCCAGUUAUCGCACACUCAGCGAAGAAACUCUGGCGAGCUGAGCCGAGUUCGGCGGGCGUCCUUUCAUUCAAGCACAAGCCCGGGCGGCAGGCGGUGGAGCUCAAUCACAGAGCCCUUUUGCACAUGGAGUACAUUCAGAGGGAAACACGCAGGUUCUUUUAACCAGGGGACCUUAUCGACUCCUGAAUCGGAUGCUUCUCCAGUUGCCUGCGCCCCAAAGCGGGCCUCGACACGCUGGACUCCCCGACGAGCAUCUAAGGGAUCCUCCAAUGUACCGACGUUUCCAAACAUGUUUUCCAAUGGAUGUGGCGCCCCUGAAAUGAUGCCUCAUUCCCGGAGUCCACACCUCCCAGACUACCCAGACCGGAAGAGAAGCCAAGAGCAAAUUCCUAUGGUGCAUGCCCCUGAAAAUGGCUCCAGAAGCGGCUCGCGAGCGCCUUGUGAGGUGUCUGAGUGGAACCGCUCCUCUUCGGCGAGGAUAGAACUCACUUCUUCUCCAGAGGCUCACACUAAUAAGAACAACCACAGAGGAAGUGCCGUUCUGGGUGUGCAGCGAACAGACGGUGUGGAGAGAGACGGGGGGACUGGAGAAGGACCCUCAUCACAUUUUUCUUCUCACUUCACUGGUGGACUUGCAGCGGCCGUUGCAGGGGUACGAACACUGCUGCCCAAAGUUGGGACCAUCUGGUCGCGAGUUUCGGAUUCCGUGUGGCGGAUGGUGGUAGUUGUGGGAGGUACGAGUAUAUGCUGUUCAUGUGUUACUGUUUUUUUUCUUGCCGUCGCGUCCAUGUCUUUCCUCCUUCUCAGCGCGUAUGUUACACCUCCUCCUCUUGCUGAGUUCCCGGUCUACUUCGACUACUUCCCCGCCCUUUCUGAAGCUCUGAGUACUUCUCCGUUCGUUUCAGAGAACUUCGUUCCGCCUACGCCAACGUCUUCUGUCGCGGCCUCUAUCCCUUCGCCUGUAUCUUCCCCGAAGUCAUCAGUCCCCAUGUCUUCGUGGAUCCAAGUAAACUCCACGUGGUCCGUGUCGAUUCCUUCUGCGAUUCUCGUGGACGAGGACUCGCACGGCGGUUCUGCAUUUCGAAGGCGAUGCUCCACCGGAGAACUCAGCCCGUUUUGGAGCUACCUUUGUCAUCCUUCCGUUCUAGAUCUGCUGGUCCGCCGGCCUGCGCGAGUACACCGGAAUCCGCGUACCUGGGAGGAACGUGGGGAAUUUGUGGGUCUUUCUGACUCGGGGCGCGACUUCGAUAUCCCUGUGUCAGUUGACUCUUCUUCGGAGCAUGAAAAAGUCUGGAGAGGCGUGUCAUGGAAUUCUUCACCGGGAGCCUUUGAAGCUAGCGGAGACUUUCCGUGGUCAUCCUACCUUAUGCCAGGCUCCUCCUCCAUCGCUGUGGCGGCUGUCCCGUUUUCGAAUCGGUCGUGGGAGUUUCUCCCCGCGGAUGCGCAAAUGUAUGCGCCUCCAGCCCCACUCUCCGUGCACAGGAAGACGAAGCGCGCACCUGUCCCGCGCAUGGCGCAGUCCACCGGAGAGGAUAAAGAUCUCUCGGCCUCUUUCUUUGCAACACUAGAUGCUUCUCAGCUUCCCGCAGACAAUAACCUCGACGUGUAUCUUACCACGUCUUAUCCACUCAACAGGUGGAAUUCCCAGUUGCCACCGGUUAUGCUUUCGCUGCUGCUCUUUUCCUCCAACCACACUCCGGUGGCCAAGGCAACCAGGUCUCUUCUGCCCGGCACCCCGACAGACAGGAUGGCAAGGUCAGCUGCUGUCGUUCCUGAGCAUUCGUGGACCUCUUGGCUUGCCCCAUCGUCUUGGUUCGCGACCGUGUUUUCACUUUUUCCUCUAACCUUCUUUCGUGCUCCUGAAACCCGACCAACGGAUGUUUUCUCUUCCAUGCUCUUCUUUGAGGCCUUCCCUUUUCCUUUAACGCGACGAGUGCAGUAUGCCCAAGUGCUGAUGUAUCCUCCACUUCACGCUUCUAGGGCUGCCCUAGUUUUCGUUCCGAAGCUACAUGGCUUCCGCGCUUUCCUCGCUGCUCACUGGUCUGCUGUCCUUUUUUUUCUUGUUGUUUGCUUGUUCUUCUGCUGUGCAUCAUGCACCUGUUGUGGGGCCCUUGGCUUGACUUACUUUGUACUCCCCCUCGGAAUCAACGACCUUGACGACGGCAGCAACGCACACAUUCCUCAUGGAGGUGAUAAUACAACUACGGAAAGGAAUCAGAACCAUGACAACAGCCCGCGGUCGCGCCACGGAAGCUUGCCCUGCUCGUGCAGAGCUUGUGCUCCUCUUGGACAGACCCAGUCGCCGGAUGGUAUCUCGCGACCUAACGAAGCUGUCCCCCUAGGCGGCUGUGAACUUGUUCCUCGCCAAGUUACAAAUUCUGUACAGGAUGGCGGCAGAGAGCCUCGUUUGAUGGACGCAUCUAAAGACCUACCUGCUAACGAUGGAAAAAACCACCCGUGCAGCGACCAAGAACAACAUCGAUUUGCUCCCGCCGUAAAUCAGGAAGGGACUGCACGUGAAGCGCGCGUGGAUUUUGAGUUGUUGAAACAAGAAAGGCAGAUGGACCACAAGGAAGGAGAGUCUUCUUCCUUAGUUGAGAACGAACUGGAUGCGACUCUCCCUCCCUCUCUUGCUGGAGAAGCGAAAGCGAGAGGCCUCGAACUCAGAAAAAGAAGGCCUUCAGCGAGAGAUGACUGAGUUUUGGAGUAUUGGUACACAGCGCUUCUUUGCUGUGAGCGCCACGUUGAAAACUCGUGGCAGUUGACGAUUUUUGUGCACAUCUGCCGAUCCUACCAGAUUCUACCGCUCUCCUGUGUAUACCCGUGAUGGACUGAAGAGUGGGCCGUCGGCAAAGGAGAACUUGCAGUUGCGGCCAACCAGUAGAGCGUGAAGCAUAUGGUACGACUGUAUGCGAGUGGCUACCGCGUAUUUGAGCGCCCAAUGGGGAAAUGCGUAUAAGAAUGUGGAAAGCGAAAGUUACGGGGGGCUACUAAGUUUUACGGUGUUAGAAUACGCUUGAGCACUGCAGCGUUCAAAUUGCAUUGUAUUUUACGCGUUCUUCACAUAAGACGCAACAGGUAGAGCAGAAUUCCGUAUUCAGAUGAUGAAUUCCUCGGGGUGGACUAAUCGCUGUGCGGAUAUGUCUUCGCUCACGACAUCUUAGCUCUAGAGAUAAUAAGGCAGCCUUUCCCCCCUUAAAAAACAGAGAAGAGGUUCAAUUGAUUUCGACAUUAUUUCUCAACUAUCAUGCAAAAUAUGAAAAGAGAAGGUAGUAACUUCGGG
Toxoplasma gondii ME49 is the source of this 3961-nucleotide messenger RNA. RefSeq lists its product as hypothetical. Bases 419 to 3376 code for a protein of 985 amino acids. The transcript has a single exon. NCBI's taxonomy places the organism in Eukaryota, Apicomplexa, Conoidasida, Eucoccidiorida, Sarcocystidae. The record is from RefSeq and is a predicted model, not a curated record.